This is a messenger RNA of Physcomitrium patens, 1870 nucleotides long. RefSeq names its product transcription factor MYB8. NCBI's taxonomy places the organism in Eukaryota, Viridiplantae, Streptophyta, Bryopsida, Funariales, Funariaceae. The record is from RefSeq and is a predicted model, not a curated record.
GGAGGGAGUUGGGGUGCUCGCCCUCCGAGUAAGAUCGUACGACGUCUUCGCUACCCCGGGGAUGCAUCGAUCCCAAUGGUAAUCAGGAUGGCCAAUCCGGCGGCCUACUCGUUGUCUGAAGGGGACGAGUCCCGGGCUGGAAAUUUUAAUACCCUGCGUAAAAGAUCCUGUAUGUGGUACUUGAAACUAAUAUUAUCGUUUGCGGGCAACGACGAGACAUUACCGUUCACAAAGUAGCGGUAGAGAAAUUGCUGAUUUCUUGUACAGUUAGCACCAUCACGGAGUGUUUCCACACGGAAGUGGCUUGGAGGUAUAUUGCUUUCUAUACAUACAUGCCGCCUGCGACGAAGGGUGCAGAGAUUGGGAAACCAGGCUCCCCGCAGGAAUUUAACCGGCACAAUAGGAGUUGCGCGGCAUUACCGACAGUCGUUGGAGGAGCGGCAGCAGCAGGUAGCUCGAAUAUGGGGCGAUCACAGUGCAGCAAAGGAGAGGGAGGCAUUUACAAGGGGCCGUGGACUGAGGCUGAAGACACUACUCUGUCUGCCUACAUCAAGGCUCACGGGGAAGGAAACUGGCGCUUGUUGCCUAAAUGCGCAGGACUGUCGAGAUGCGGGAAGAGCUGUAGGUUGCGGUGGUUGAACUACCUGCGUCCUGGCCUGAAGAAAGGAAAAUUCUCCUGGGACGAGGAGGAUCUCAUCGUUACGUUGCAUGCUCUUCUCGGCAACAGGUGGUCAUUGAUUGCCGGGCGCAUCCCAGGCCGAACAGACAACGAGAUAAAAAAUUACUGGAACACGCACUUGAGUCGCAAACUUCGAAACAAGGGCAUUGACCCAUGUGACCACAAAGUUGGUCAGCUCACGCUCAACUCCAAGUAUACCGUAGACAGAUCGAACUCAGAGCUCUACGCUGGCGAGUUCAUUCACCAACAGCCGACUACAUCAGCAGAAAAAUGCACCACGACUUCGUCACCCGCCUAUUCCAAACACCACUCCCCUGCAGAUGACUAUGAGCACUUGGCGCUUCCUCCGGUCAAAAGAAUUCCACCAGUUCAAGGGAAAACUAUAUCAAGUCCCAACUUAUCAUACCCGACGUACAGCAUUUCAGACGGCUCGAACUCUAGUGGCGAAGAUGAAUAUCUCUGCCCAUAUGGUCAACUCUGUUGCAUGGAUUGGAUAAGCGCCUCCGACAACCACGUCCUCGAAUGUCCACCGGAUCGUAGUCAUCAUUACUCAGUGGAGCAGCAGAAUCCCGUUUUUAACGCCGACAUGUCUACCCUCUCUAUCAGUGACUUCGACUGCUUGGAUUUCGACAUCAAGGAGUUUCAGGACGAUGCAGCGAACUCAGAUCUCUAGGAAUUUCUAAACAUUUCGCAGCACGAAUGUCAUCGACCGAGUGACGAGCAAGUUACCUGGUGGACGUCUCUAUCAACUUGAGUCGUCCCAGCUGCAUCGAUCGAUUGGUCUCUGGAGAGCACAUCUAAACCACGUUUUUAGCUAAAUGACAAAGACAGGAGAAAUAGCAACGACGUUGUGAAGCACAUUUAUGUGCACAAGACUCUUCAGCUCCCUGCAAACAAAGCCAUGGCCUGCCUGUUUGAACGACCUGAUAGACUUCACCCACGUUUUCAAUAGUUAUACUACAAAUUUCUCAAGAUCAUGGCUGUUGAUAUACUUGAAAAGGUACUAUUUCAUGAACGAAUCUUUUUAUAGUAUAUUAAUAGCCUGGAAAAAUGAGACAGUUUUCUUAAAAACUAUUAAGAUAUUCAAUUUAUUUGCAAUUUCUAUUUGAAUGAGAUUCAAAGGCACUAUAUAAUAUCUAUACCUGGCCAAUAUCUUUAUUAUUUUAACUAAAGCUUGUGUGAUUAUUUUUA